AUGAGGGUUUUGAGUUUUUGUCUGAGGGUUAGUAUUGUGGUUGUGUUGCCGCUGUCUCUCCCCGCCAAAGGAGACGAAUUAGGAAACAGCAAAACGGAGACAGAGGGGCUCUCGGGCCGCAUAAAGUGCACAGGACAAGGGCACUGCAGCAGCAGCAGCAGCAGCAGCAGCAGCAGCAGCAGCAGCAGCAGCAGCAGCAGCAGCAGUAGCAGCAGCAGCAGCAGCAGUAGCAGCAGUAGCAGUAGCAGUAGCCGCGGGAGUAGCAGCAGCAGCAGCAGUAGCAGUAGCAGCAGAAGCAGAAGCAGCAGCAGCAGCAGCAGCAGCAGCAAUAGUAAAAGAAACAGUAGAAGUAUUAGGAGCAGGACGAGCAACAGAAACAGCAGCAGCAGCAGCACAAGCAGCAGCAGCAGCACAAGCAGCAGCAGCAGCAGCAGCAGCAGCAGCAGCAGCAGCAGCAGCAGCAGCAGCAUAUCUCUAGGUCUACAAGAGAGUCACCAACCACAGCAGCAGCAACAACAGCAGCAACAGCAACAGCAACAACAGCAGCAGCAGCAUCAACUGCAACAACCCCAGCAGCAGCACCAACACCAGCAGCAGCAGCAGCAACAGCAGCAGCAGCAGCAGCAGCAGCAGCAGCAUACGUCUAGGUCAACGAGAGAGUCCCCAACCCUGACGUCCUGA
Molecule: messenger RNA, 681 nt
Organism: Eimeria mitis
Lineage: Eukaryota; Apicomplexa; Conoidasida; Eucoccidiorida; Eimeriidae
Exons: 1
Coding region: 1-681 (226 amino acids)
Source: RefSeq, a predicted model, not a curated record